Molecule: messenger RNA, 615 nt
Organism: Toxorhynchites rutilus septentrionalis
Lineage: Eukaryota; Metazoa; Arthropoda; Insecta; Diptera; Culicidae
Product: protein PBDC1
Exons: 1
Coding region: 120-575 (151 amino acids)
Cellular component (GO): cytoplasm
Source: RefSeq, a predicted model, not a curated record
GAUCAUUCUAUUAAAUUUAUUUCAACAACUUAUCGAAACGAGGCAUGGUUUUUGUAAAUCUGAAGGAAAGCGAUUUAAUAAUUGGAUUGAGAUCAAAGUUACAUCGAAUAUAAGAAAGAAUGGAAGUGCUUUCGCGGCCAGCAGAGGAGUUUGUAAAUGAUGGUAGUGUGGAGGAGCUAUGGGCCAUGAAAGCGGUUGAACAUGCCGAAAUCCACUUCAACCUGUUGUGUAGCGUUGACCCACGGAUGCUGCACCUUACUCCUUAUGAUAACGAAAUCUAUGAAGAGUUUAGAAAACAAUUCCCAGAUAUGGAUGUGGCCAUGGUGAACGAGAAUGAACUGAAGAGCGCUGACGGGAAAGCCAAAUGGCGAUCCUAUAUGGAAAAAUUUAAUCGGCUAGAAAACUACAGCUAUGGUACUUUAAUAAGAGCAAACGCUGCGGAAGAAUUUCAACCAGAAAAUGCUAUAUUGGUAGUGAGAAUCCAAUUUUGGGCGAUUGAGAUUUCGAGAAACCGAGAGGGGCACAAUGAUGGCAUACGGAAACGAUUUCAAGGACGAAGCAAAAAGGAAGAAUAAAUAUGAGUUAUAAUUGUAUUAAUAAACUAUUUUGUAAGAA